Zymoseptoria tritici IPO323 is the source of this 723-nucleotide messenger RNA. RefSeq lists its product as uncharacterized. Bases 1 to 723 code for a protein of 240 amino acids. The record is from RefSeq and is a predicted model, not a curated record. Lineage: Eukaryota; Fungi; Ascomycota; Dothideomycetes; Mycosphaerellales; Mycosphaerellaceae. The transcript has a single exon.
AUGUCCACCUCCGAGCACAACAACAUCCGACCUAGGUCCCGAUCUCCACCAAACGAUUUCUCCGACGUACCUCGUCAGAAGUUCGCGAUCGGCGACCAUGUGAAGUUUGUCGUGCAUGACACGGCUAAGCAGGACACGACCGAGCAGGACAACCCCAAGCAAGAUGCCGCUGAGCAGAAAACCGUCGAGCAUGACAUCAGCGAGCACAAUGCCGCCGUACAAGGCACAGAAGAGGUCCGAAUUCAACUCAGCGAGGUCGACCUAAGCGAGAAACCAAGCGCAGCAAGCACCCUCCUUCGAUCUUGCCAGGCCCUGAAACUCCACCUCCGCCGCCUCAUCGACCUCGACGACCGAUAUCGCGCUAUCGAAAACCCAUGGCACGGUCCGUCCAACCCGAUGAUCUUGGGCUGGGCCGUACAGACUCGAUACCAUGUGCAAUCGGUGUUGACCACAUUGGACCAGCACAUAGGAUCCUCACUGCGGGACAAUGAAGUCGACCACUUUACUUUCUACCCGCGAGAGUCGGAGCUCACGACCCUGAUCAGGGCCAUCGAGCGGCUUGAAGUUCAGCCUGACCGACUCGUUGGGCUUGAGCAAGUGGAGAGCGCGCCGUGGACCACUGUCGUCUUGAGUCAGUUGCAGAGACAGCUUGAGGGAUUGACUGUGAGAUUGUUGGAUCAUAUGGGACCGGUUGGCGGGAGGGAUGGGCAGAGGGAGUGGUAG